AUGAACAAUUCAAAAGAUAAAAAGGAUUAAUCUUAAAAUGAGGGUUAUAGCAAUAUAUAAACCCUAGUUAAACCAUCUGAAAUAAAAGGUUUUUAAAUAAAAAAGUAUAUUGCUAAGCUUAAAAAAAGCAAUAAUAAAUCAUUCAAAUAAAAGCCAAUAAUUGUUGUUCCAAUUUUCUAGAAUGUUUUCAAUCAUAAUUAGAUGUUUAUGAUACAUGGUUUUAUUGAAGUUGAGACAUAAUACAGAGAUUACUCUGAUCAUUAAGAAAUAAAUAUGAUAAGCAUUUAAAAUUAAAUAGUUUCUAUAAAAUCUAUUGAAAAAAGCACUAACCUGGAUAUGAUUAUUAUGAACAUGUAGUGUAAUGGAUCUAGCGGCUUAAAGGACUUUUAGACUUUAAUUGAUUAUUUUUCUCAAUAGCCAAAUGCUGAUUUUUAUAUCGCUUAAGCUAUCGAUGAUUAUCAAGCUUUUUUCUUUGAGUAAGUAAAACAACGGUUGAGUUAGGAUGAGUUCAUUUUAGCUAGUUUUAGCGCAUUGAAUAUAGAAACUUAAGAUAUUGAGCCAAGAAAUAUGAUAAUCUCUAGAGCUUUAUUGAGCUUGUUCGGAAUAGAAAUGAGCCAAGAAUAAGAGCUUUUGCACUAGUCAUUCAAUAUUUCUAAUAUUUUUGGUAAAGAAAGGCUCAAAGCUGUUUUUUCUUUACUUGAAUUUUCUUCAAAUUUUGAAAUUAAAAGAACAUAUGAAUAUUCUUUUACAACCAUAGACUACAUCAACUUUACGCCAUAAGUUGAAUAUGAAUAUAUUGAUUGGCCAUAAAGACCACCUUAUUUAUAAAAGAUAGAUUUAGUAGGAGUUAUUAUAAAAAUAAAUGUUCCUUUAAACUAAUUAAAAUCUAUUAUUGAAAUAAGAAAAUAAGAGCAAACAAAUAAAUCUUAAGGUUUUUUAAGUAUGUAAAACUUGCUAGACUAUUAAAUUUAAACAGAAAUAUUUAUUGAAAAGUUUUAUCCAUAAUUAGUAAAAGAAUAAGAAAAAAUAAAAGAGCUUAGUUUAAGACAUUUAAAUAAAUAAUUAAAUAGAUGUUCAUGA
Tetrahymena thermophila SB210 is the source of this 1080-nucleotide messenger RNA. RefSeq lists its product as hypothetical. The record is from RefSeq and is a predicted model, not a curated record. NCBI's taxonomy places the organism in Eukaryota, Ciliophora, Oligohymenophorea, Hymenostomatida, Tetrahymenidae. The transcript has 2 exons.